CCAAAAGUAUAGAACAAUACAAUGGAGAGUGGACUGAAUUUAUUUCAAUGGCCUUAUUUGUUUAUCAAACCAUGCAGCAUCAUACUACGCGGUAUGAGCCUUUCUUUUUGGUUUAUGGCCGUGAUGCGAUGUUACUAGUCAAGACUGUAGUGGUGACAUUUCCUGCUAAGCUGACUACCAAAGCUGAAACUCAAGAUUAUCUUUUCUGA
Molecule: messenger RNA, 209 nt
Organism: Dentiscutata erythropus
Lineage: Eukaryota; Fungi; Glomeromycota; Glomeromycetes; Diversisporales; Gigasporaceae
Source: the annotation of a GenBank genome assembly